Messenger RNA from Gracilinanus agilis (Agile Gracile Mouse Opossum), 5311 nucleotides. RefSeq names its product sorting nexin 13 (gene SNX13). Lineage: Eukaryota; Metazoa; Chordata; Mammalia; Didelphimorphia; Didelphidae. Gene Ontology annotation, molecular function: phosphatidylinositol binding. The record is from RefSeq and is a predicted model, not a curated record. Gene Ontology annotation, cellular component: early endosome. Gene Ontology annotation, biological process: positive regulation of GTPase activity. Bases 1 to 2904 code for a protein of 967 amino acids. The transcript is spliced from 26 exons.
AUGCUUACUGAAGCCAGCCUUUCCAUAUGGGGAUGGGGAAGCCUCGGCCUCGUGCUUUUCCUUGUCACGUUCGGACCCUUCGCCAUCUUCUACUUUGCCUUCUACGUCCUCUGCUUUGUGGGCGGGGGCUUCGUGGUCACCCUCCUGUUUGGAAGAACCACUUCCGAGAAGUACCUGGAGCAGUGUGAGCACUCCUUCCUCCCCCCGACCUCCACAGGGAUUCCCAAGUGCUUAGAAGAAAUGAGACGGGAAGCUCGGACGAUCAAGAUUGAUCGCAGAUUGACGGGUGCCAACAUCAUCGAUGAGCCUCUCCAGCAAGUCAUCCAGUUCUCCCUGCGGGACUACGUCCAGUAUUGGUACUACACGCUGAGCGAUGAUGAGUCUUUCCUCCUCGAAAUCCGGCAGACGCUCCAGAACGCCCUCAUCCAGUUUUCUACCAGGUCAAAGGAGAUAGACUGGCAGCCUUACUUCACUACGCGCAUCGUGGAUGAUUUUGGAACCCAUCUGCGAGUGUUCAGGAAAGCCCAGCAGAAGAUCACAGAGAAGGAUGAGCAGGCGAAAGGUUCGGCCGAAGACCUGGUAGAGACCUUCUUUGAAGUCGAAGUCGAGAUGGAGAAGGAUACUUGUCGUGAUCUGGUCUGCACCUCUCCCAAAGAAGAAGAAGGAUUCCUUCGGGAUCUUUGUGAGGUCUUACUGUAUUUGUUGCUACCUCCUGGAGACUUCCAGAACAAGAUCAUGCGAUACUUUGUCAGGGAAAUCCUUGCACGUGGAAUUCUUCUUCCAUUAAUAAGCCAACUCAGUGAUCCUGAUUAUAUUAAUCAGUACGUCAUCUGGAUGAUUCGUGAUUCCAAUUGCAACUAUGAGGCCUUUAUGAACAUUAUUAAAUUAAGUGACAAUGUGGGUGAGCUCGAGGCCGUCAGGGAUAAGGCUGUGGAGGAAUUACAGUAUCUUCGCUCCCUCGACACCGCGGGUGAUGAUAUCAACACUAUCAAAAAUCAAAUUAAUAGUUUAUUAUUUGUAAAGAAAGUAUGUGACUCCAGAAUACAGAGGCUGCAGUCAGGCAAAGAAAUAGAUACUGUGAAGCUGGCGGCCCAUUUUGGGAAACUUUGCACAGUCCCCUUGGACAGCAUUCUCGUAGACAAUGUUGCACUACAGUUUUUCAUGGAUUACAUGCAGCAGACUGGAGGCCAAGCUCAUCUCUUCUUCUGGAUGACGGUGGAGGGCUACCGAGUGACAGCCCAGCAGCAGCUUGAGGUGCUCCUGAGCCGCCAGAAAGAUGGGAGGCACCAGACCAACCAAACCAAAGGCCUUCUCCGAGCUGCCGCUGUUGGGAUUUAUGAGCAGUACUUGUCAGAAAAGGCAUCGCCCAGAGUUCACAUUGAUGACUACUUGGUAGCCAAGUUAGCGGACACGCUGAAUCAUGAGGAUCCGACGCCUGAGAUUUUCGAUGACAUCCAAAGGAAGGUGUAUGACCUGAUGCUGAGAGACGAGAGGUUUUACCCAUCGUUCAAACAGAACGUUCUCUAUGUGCGCAUGCUGGCCGAGCUGGACAUGUUAAAGGACCCCAGCUUCCGAGGCUCCGACGACGGGGAUGGAGAAUCUUUUAAUAGGUCUCCUACAGGGAGCAUAAAUUUGUCUUUAGAUGACCUUUCAAGUGUAUCUUCUGAUGACUCGGUGCAACUCCACGCUUAUAUUUCUGAUACUGUCUGUGCUGACUGUGACCCCUAUGCUGUGGCAGGCGUGUGUAAUGACCACGGCAAGACCUAUGCCUUGUACGCCAUCACUGUGCACCGGCGCGGCCCCAACAGCGACGAGAUCUGGAAGACGUAUCGCCGUUACAGCGACUUCCAUGACUUCCACAUGAGGAUCACUGAGCAGUUUGAGAAUCUGUCAAGCAUCCUGAAGCUCCCGGGUAAAAAAACAUUUAACAAUAUGGAUCGAGAUUUUUUAGAAAAGAGAAAAAAGGACCUAAAUGCAUAUUUACAGCUUUUACUGACACCUGAGAUGAUGAAAGCCUCCCCUGCCCUGGCUCCCUACGUGUGUGACUUUCUGGAGAACAAAGCCUACAGCAAAGGCAAAGGAGAUUUUGCUCGUAAGAUGGACACAUUUGUAAAUCCACUUCGCAAUUCUAUGAGGAAUGUUUCAAAUGCAGUUAAAUCUCUUCCCGAUAGCUUGGCAGAGGGCAUGACCAAAAUGUCAGACAACAUGGGCAAAAUGUCAGAGAGAUUAGGACAAGACAUCAAACAAUCAUUUUUCAAGGUGCCUCCUUUAAUUCAGAAGACGGAUUCUGAUGCUGAACAUUGCCGAGUCUCUGCCCAGCUGGAUGACAAUGUGGACGACAACAUCCCUCUGCGGGUCAUGCUGCUCCUCAUGGACGAGGUCUUUGACCUGAAGGAACGGAACCAGUGGCUGCGCCGCAACAUCAAGAACCUGCUCCAGCAGCUGAUCAGGGCUACCUAUGGGGACACCAUCAACAGAAAAAUAGUGGACCACGUGGACUGGAUGACGUCGCCUGAGCAGGUGGCUGACUCGGUCAAGCGUUUCAGGGACGCCUUCUGGCCCAACGGCAUCUUGGCCGAGACGGUGCCGUGCAGGGACAAGGCCAUCCGGAUGAGGACGCGAGUGGCCGGCAAGACGAAGCUCCUGGAGAUCAUGCCUGAUGAGCUGAAGCACAUCAUUGGGGCCGAGACGACGCGCAAAGGCAUCCUGCGGGUCUUCGAGAUGUUCCAGCACCAGCAGCUCAACAAGCGGAUGGUGUACGUGUUCCUGGAGGGCUUCCUGGAGACGCUGUUCCCCCAGUACAAGUUCCGGGAGCUCUUCAACAAGCUGCACUCGCGCUCGCGGCACAUGAGGAGAUACAAGCAGAGGCUGCAGGCCCCGCCGCCCCCCCUGCAGAAGAGGUGACCGCGGCUGUGCCGCUUUGCUCGUCUGCGGCAGCGGGGCCCGCGCCAAGCUCGCAGCGCCGCCCCUUAGGCUCUUAGGACCCCCACGAGACCCUCCGCGCCCGCCGCCCCCGGGAGCCGCGUGUGCGGGACGCCGGGAGUGGGAGCGAGGCUGGCCGGUCCUUUCUGACCACAGGACGUGGGGGGCCUCCCCGAGGAUGGGGGCUCCUCGGCCUGGCCUGGGGGAGGGCUCCGCCUCGGCCCACGUCCCCACGAGGGGGAGAGAGCUCGGGACGGCCCACCCUGGAGAGCGACGUCCGGCCCGGCACCCCCGAGGCCCGGACUGACGGUUGUGAAACUGGACUCUUUCACCCCAAUCCUCUGCUCUUGUGAUGUAAAGAAAUAAAGCUGUCCCAGUCGAGCUUGUUGUAUCUGUUAUUCGGGGAUCCCAAGUGAGCCCCAGACAGAGGAGGAGGCGGCGGCGCGCCCACCCCCCGGGCCGGAGCAGACGGCCCCCACCUCCCCGCCUCGGUGCCUGUGGCCGGAUGGCACCGCGCAGGAAGGCUUCGGACACGCAGCUCUGAAAACGAGGAGAGCAACGAGAAUAUUUUUUUAGAUACUUUUUUAUUUCUCGAGUCACGUAAAAUGUAAAAAGCCUGCGGAGACCCCGUGACUUCCCUGAGCUCUGCUCUGACCGAGCAGACACACUCGCACUCAGGGCCGCCGGCUCGGGGCGUCCCCUGGGCCCGUCUUGGACAAACAGUGAACACUAAGAGCUUGAAGCUCCUCAUGGAUUCCUGAGCCAAGAUCCUGGGGGGGCAGAGCCCCCAGGUGUCAGCAAUACAGACGUGUGUACAUGUGUGUGCGUGUACAUGUGUGUGCGUGUACAUGUGUGUGUGUGCAUGUGCGCAUCUCCAGCUAAGACGGGGCCCGGGAAGCCGGAGCCCCACCGCCGCCGCCUGGGAGCUUCCCCCGCGGCGAGGCGGCCUCUUUCCUCUCGGAGCCUCCUUUCAGCCUCUGACCUCGGGAGAGCCUUUCUGGAAGCGGCUGCCCCGUGUCCCGGCCUGCCCGGAACGCCAAGACCACGCACGGAGAAGAGCCGGUGUGCGAGGGCGGACGGUGAUGGAGAGGGACCGCGAGCCGCGGCAGGACGGUGUCCGAGAAGCCAGACGUCAGUAUAGACCCCCCCCCCAGCCCCAGAGGGCCCGGCGCCAGCGCCCGACGCUUCUCCUGAGCCAAUGGUCAGAGUCCUCGUUACUGAAGGGUGGACAGGCCGGACUUGGAGAGAGAAUCCUAAGUGCUAGUCAGGCUAAAGAAGGUGCAUCUUCCUGAACGGGCCGCGUCCCGCGUCCUGUCCCACCCCGGGGUCCGCAGGGAGCGCGCUCCGGCCGUCCGCCAGCAUCCUCAGGCCACCGACCCAGCCCAGUGCACCAUGCUAAUAAAAGCGUUGAAUUAGUACAAAUAUAAAGAUAUACAUAUAUGCAUAUAUAUUAUAUAAAAGAAGCUUUGUGUCUUCUCUAUUUAAUUUCCUAAGAUGGUUUUUACAGUAAGUGGUGCCUUUCGGCAAGAGCUAUCGAAAAUACUCUCUUGGAGGUUCUCGAUUUGGUUUUCUGUUGUUUUGUCUCCAAGACUCGACAUGAUGGAAUCGAGAGAAAAAUCCUCGCUGCCAACUUGUCUUCUGUUAAGCUGGGGAGCAAGUGUGGACGAACGGACGGCACUUAGGCGGGCAGAGUAGCCCGAAGAGGUGCCGAAGUCAUUGUGCCAUGGACCGCCGAACGCCCGGGCUUAGCCUUAGUUUUCUUUGGAAGGAACAUUAAAGUUUUAAAAUGACUUCACUUGGUGUGUUCUCCGACUUGUGCUGCCGGCGAUCGCUCUGACUAAAUAUCGCAUUUUAAAUGCUGCCAGAACAUGUACCAACUUUUUAAAAGGUUAACUAUUUAAAUUCCACAAUCUAAAUUUUAAUUUUGUGCAAUAUGUUCAUUUAACGCAUGUGAAUUUGACUCAGUGUAAAAUAAAUGGAUUUUUACUGUUUCAAGAUAGAAGUUAAACUGUCUUCUUAACCAACGACUUGCAUUCCGUUGUUUGCCUCAUCGGUUUAUUUAAAGACUUGCGUGUCAUACCUUGUAAAAUUCUCUGGUUUGGGGGGACUUUCGCGUGGGGGAGAGUGACCCACCCCCAGGUUGCUGGGGCAGACUGCCGAGUACAUCUUCACGACACCUUGUGCGUACCCCUGUACAGUCCAUGUCAGCCGUGUGCCUAAUUGUCUACCCGUCCUCUCUCCCCAUCCACAAAGAAUAAAGUUCAGAAUGUCACAGUCAUUUGUUGAACUGGAGAAAAAAAUAUGAAACUUUUUAUUUGGGGUUUGCAUUAUGUUCUGUCCACUAAGAAAGCUGAAAACGAUUACACUAAUAAAGUAUUAACAAAUUUUU